Molecule: messenger RNA, 1600 nt
Organism: Rubroshorea leprosula
Lineage: Eukaryota; Viridiplantae; Streptophyta; Magnoliopsida; Malvales; Dipterocarpaceae
Source: the annotation of a GenBank genome assembly
AUAGAUGGCAGAAAUGCUAAACAUGAAAACUCAUUAUAACAUGAGUGCUUCUAACUGGGAGAUGGCAUUAUCAUUGAGUCGAAAGUUGUUAAGUGCAGAAGACCAAGAAAAGGUGCCGAAAGAUUUCUACACUGCUAAGAAAAUGAUAAAUGUGCUCGGACUUGGAUACAAGAAAAUUGAUGUUUGCAUUAAUGAUUGUUUCUUAUAUUAUGAUGAGCAAAGCAAGAAUUUAAAUGCUUGUCUGGUGUGUGGAGAAUCUCGUUAUGAACUGAGGAAUAUGGCUGUGGUGAGGCAGAAAGCAGUUCCAAGAAGAUCGUUGUGGUACCUUUCAAUUACCCCAAGACUACAACGGCUACACAUGUUUAGGAAAAUGGCGGAGCACAUGACAUGGCAUUUGAAAUGCAAUGAUGAUUCCGAUGAAGUUAUUCAUCCUGUAGGUAGUCAAGCAUGGAAGCACUUUGAGGAAACGUACCCAACAUUUGCCGCAGAACCUAGAAAUGUUAGACUUGGGUUGUGCAUAGAUGGUUUCAAUCCGUUUGGCCCCUCUGCAUCAGCUUACUCUUGUUGGCCUGUUUUCCUUACAGUUUAUAACCUUUCGCCUGAAUUGUGCAUGAAUUUGAAGCGUAUAUUCCUGUCCAUGAUAAUUGUUGGACCUAAAAGUCCAGGGAAAAACAUUGAUGUUCUGCUUAGGCCAUUAAUUGAUGAACUUAAUCAAUUAUGGACAAAUGGGGUUGAAACUUAUGACAGUUUUAGAAAACAGAAUUUUAUCAUGAAAGCUGCACUGUUGUGGAUUGUAAGUGAUUUUCUAGGGUAUGGCAUGUUGUCUGGAUGGAGUACACAUGGGAGCUUUAAAACCCAAUGCUACAUAUGUUCUUACUCGAGACCAACGAGCUCUUGUUUGUCAGUGGCUGAAGGAUUUGAGAUUCCCAAAUGGCGUCUCUUGCCAAUUGCUUUUCGUGAUCUCCUUAUAGAUGCAGUUUGGGGUCCUUUAACUGAUGUUAGCAACUUCUUCAUAGCUUUAUGUGCUUUGAUUAUUCAAGUUAGUAACAUGGAGAUGUGGGAGGAAAAAAUUGUGGAGACCAUUUGCAAGUUAGAGAAAGCAUUUCCUCCAACAUUUUUGGAUUCAAUGGAGCAGUUGGCAAUCCAUCUACCAUACGAGGCAAAAGUUGGAGGCCUUGUCCAAUUUCGUUGGAUGUACCCUUUUGAGAGGAAAGGGUGGUAUGCUGCUUGUAAGAUUAGGGCAAGAGCGAUAAUUGACACUUCAUCUCUGAGUAAUUGUGUAAAUAAUUAUUAUCAGGAUGAUGAUCCUCCUAUGCCGCAAUUAGUGCAACCCUCAACUAUUGUGGAUGAUCAUGUUCCGCUAGCAUCUUCGGGAGAAGAACGAGUGGUUAUUAGUGAGGACUUGCAAUUAUCUUAUUCGACUGAAUGAUGAGGAAGAGGACGAGUUUGAGGGGACAGAAACACCAGAAGAAGAAGUUCCAGAUUACUUAACCGAGAGUGAUAGUGAUUAGCUGUAUUUUGUUUGAUCUUUUUCUUGAACUGAACAAAUGAUAGAUGACCAUUUAUAUUUUGUUUGUGUUACUAAAGUAUGACAUAUUCU